GGACUCUCUUCUCCUUUUCGGUCUCUCUUUCUCUCUGAUUUCCAUAUUACUACGACAACCACUAUUGCUUUCUACCUAAUCCAAAUAAAUAACAUUAAAAAAAUUUUAUAUUAUAUAUAAAUUAGGAAAAAUUUAGAACAGAAGGGAAAAUGAGAGGAAAAAUAUUAGUAGUAUUUGGGUAAAUAAAUUAAGUACAUUUAUAGAGAGAGUGUAGUAGUUCUGGUUGGUGAUUGUUCUUUAUUGUCUCUAUCAAUCUUUCUUCAGAAAAAAAAAAGAAGAAAAACCCUAAGCUUAAAGAUUCACUUUUUAUUUGCUCUAAGCUUUUAGAUCUUGCCUCGAUUCGAGUUAACUCGCCGAUCUGCUGUGUCGACUCAAUGUCGAACGCUGUGCAUCCGCUGAGAGGUUGAAAUGCUAAGGAAUGCGUUUUUCUUUUCUUUUUUUGAUUGAUUGAUAAUUUCAAUGAUAAUCUACGAAAAUGUCGGCUUCGUUAGCGGCAUUCGAGCGGCCCAGAGGGGGAGCCUCAAAUACGGUUUUCAAGAGUGGCCCUCUUUUCAUAUCCUCAAAAGGCAUCGGUUGGAAGUCUUGGAAGAAGAGGUGGUUUAUCCUCACACGGACUUCCUUGGUGUUCUUCAAAAAUGAUCCUAGUGCCCUACCACAAAGGGGUGGUGAAGUUAAUUUGACUUUGGGGGGCAUUGACUUGAAUAAUUCUGGAAGUGUUGUUGUUAGAGAAGAUAAAAAAUUGUUGACUGUGUUGUUUCCUGAUGGACGUGAUGGACGGGCUUUUACUCUUAAGGCAGAGACGUCAGAGGAUUUGUAUGAGUGGAAGUCAGCCCUAGAACAUGCGCUUGCACAAGCGCCAAGUGCUGCACUCGUCAUGGGACACAAUGGGAUUUUCCGAAAUGACACAAGUGAUACAAUUGAAGGGUCAUUCCAUCAAUGGAGAGACAAACGCACUGUUAAAUCGUUGGUUGUUGGUAGACCAAUUUUGCUUGCACUUGAAGAUAUUGAUGGGAGCCCAUCAUUCCUAGAGAAAGCGCUGCGGUUUCUUGAGAAGUUUGGAACUAAAGUUGAGGGAAUUCUACGUCAGUCUGCAGAUGUUGAGGAGGUUGAUCACAGAGUUCAAGAAUAUGAACAGGGCAAGACUGAAUUUGGUUCUGAUGAGGAUGCUCAUGUUGUGGGAGACUGUGUUAAGCAUGUGCUAAGGGAGCUACCCUCAUCCCCGGUGCCUGCAUCCUGCUGCACUGCAUUGCUGGAGGCUUACAAAAUUGAUCGGAAGGAAGCGCGAAUCAGUGCAAUGCGCUCUGCGAUAUUAGAGACAUUUCCUGAACCAAACCGGCGUCUGUUACAAAGGAUUCUGAAGAUGAUGCAUACAAUUUCGUCCCAUGCUCAUGAGAAUCGAAUGACCCCAUCUGCUGUAGCUGCUUGCAUGGCACCCUUGCUUUUACGCCCCCUAUUAGCUGGUGAAUGUGAGUUGGAGGAUGACUUUGAUGUUAAUGGUGAUAAUUCUGCCCAGCUUCUUGCUGCUGCGAAUGCUGCUAAUAAUGCUCAAGCCAUCAUUACAACUCUUCUGGAGGAGUAUGAGAAUAUUUUUGAUGAUGAAAAUCUACAAAGAUGUUCUAUUUCAGCUGACUCUCGGGUUGAAAAUAGUGUUAGUGAAGAUUCGACUGAUGAUGAAAAUCCAGAUAUGAAAGACAAUGGUUACCAUGAUGCAGAAAAUGAAGCUGAUCCAGACACAGAUGAUGAUCCUGAACGUGUUCUCAGUGGGAAAUUAAGUGAAAGCAGUGGUUAUGCAGGCAGUGAUCUGUAUGAUUACAAGGUUCUUGGGGAUGAUGGUUCAGAUGUUGGAUCCCCUAGAGACAAUCAUACUCAAGUUGAGAGUUCAAGCUUAGCUGUAGGUCCUUUACAGAUGGGAGAUCCUGAUGCUCAGCUGGAGGAACAAGGUAAGCAAAAUAAAGGAAAUGAAAAUCCAAUUACUGAGAUAGAUGUUCCAAGUGUGCUACCUACUGGUGAAUCUUACCGAUCGAUGGGUGAGAUUCUUUCUUCAAUGGAUCCUAACCAUCCUAUAUCUAUGCCUGGAGUUGAAUCUUCCACUGAGAAGCUUGUUGGUAAAGCUAAAGGCUCCAGUCUUAAUGCAAAGAAACCAACAUUCUGGGGAAGAAGCAAUGCCAGAAAGACACCAUCGAUGGAAUCUGUUGAUUCUUCUGGCGAAGAAGAGCUUGCUAUACAGAGGCUUGAGAUUACAAAGAAUGAACUGCAACAUCGUAUCGCAAAAGAGACUAGAGGAAAUGCAAUUUUACAAGCUAGCUUGGAAAGAAGAAAACAAGCUUUGCAUGAACGUCGCCUGGCACUUGAACAAGAUGUCUCUAGAUUGCAAGAGCAGCUUCAAGCUGAACGAGAUCUUCGAGCAGCACUUGAAGUUGGAUUGAGCAUGUCAUCUGGACAAUUUUCUAGUUCCCGUGGAAUGGAUUCCAAGACGAGGGCCGAGCUUGAGGAGAUUGCUCUUGCCGAAGCUGAUGUGGCCAGAUUGAAGCAGAAAGUUGCAGAACUCCAUCAUCAGUUGAAUCAGCAAAGGCAGCAUCACUAUGGUUCUCUCUCUGAUGCAUGUGACCGUUAUCAACAUGUUCAAAAUCAUAACUCUCAACAGAGGUUUCUUCAGCAAGAUUUUGACACAACCCUUGCUUUUUGUAAUCAUGAGAGGAAACAAAGAACGGAGGAAAAUUUGUUAGGGGCGGAGUGGAGGAAUGUUAAAGGACAGGGGUUGGCAGUUGGCAACAGCAGCAGGCAGCCUAUUCGAAAGCAAUUUAUGGAUUCAACAAGCUUGAGUGACUCAAAAAGUACUGAAGCAUCAGCAAAUGUGGCCAUGGAUGAGCUUUGUGUGGUUGAUUCUGCCUCUAUCCCAUCCACGUCCAGAGCAGCAGAGGUGAUUGAUUAUCCACGACAUCCAUCAGCAGCUUCUUCUGCUUUGGUAGAAUUAACAACCCGUCUUGAUUUUUUCAAGGAAAGGCGUUCCCAACUAAUGGAGCAGCUCCACAACCUUGAUCUGAACUAUGGCACGUCUUCUCAGGAUUUUGUAUACAGACCAUCAUCGCCCCCGUGGAACUAACCAGAGAUGGAGGAACAAUGUUGUCUUGUUGUACAUCCUAAAUUGUUGCAUAUAAAUGUAUUUCUUGUAGUCUUGCUCGUUUCAAAUUUAUUUCUUCUUUUCUUUGCUUUUUUUGGGUUGUGAGAAGGUGAUUGGAGUUGUAACCAUGCUGUUUAUUUUUUGUCAGACAUUGUAAAGAUACCAGUAACAAUGCCAAUAGUAGGUGGAGCGUGGAGGUAUGUAUUUGUACGAAUGUCAUUGAGGAGAACUCGUUUCCCAUUUUGAGCACUAUUGUAUGAUCAUCUCUGCUAAUAUAUAAAGUGAAUGAGUGAGUUGCUGUUGCGCUAA
This is a messenger RNA of Theobroma umbraticum, 3430 nucleotides long. Its product is annotated as Rho GTPase activation protein (RhoGAP) with PH domain-containing protein. The record is from RefSeq and is a predicted model, not a curated record. Gene Ontology annotation, biological process: signal transduction. NCBI's taxonomy places the organism in Eukaryota, Viridiplantae, Streptophyta, Magnoliopsida, Malvales, Malvaceae.